AUGGACGCCUCUGGCGACCUCCUCGCGGGCGAGCCGCCCAUCAUUGACCCGUACGAGGUCUUGGCUCUUGAGCGCACGGCGACUGCAGACCAAAUCAAAACAGCAUAUCGAAAGAGCGCUUUGAAGCACCACCCAGACAAGGUUCCCGAGGCACAGAGGCAGAAGGCGCACGAGACCUUCCAGUCGAUCGCCUGCGCAUACGCUGUACUCUCCGACCCGACCCGGCGCAAGCGUUACGACGAGACGGGGUCGACCUCGGAAUCCAUCGUCGACUCGGACGGCUUCAGCUGGUCGGACUACUAUCGCGAACAAUUCCGCGACUCGAUAUCUAGUGGAGCGAUCGAGAAGUUCAAGGAAAAGUACAAGGGGUCGGACGAGGAGAAGGACGACCUGCUGGCGGCGUACGAGAAGUUCAAGGGCGACAUGAACAAGGUAUACCAGGUCGUGAUGCUCAGCGAACCCACCGAAGACGACGAGCGGUUCCGCGAGAUCAUCGGCCAGGCGAUCGCGAACAAGGACGUUCCGGCGUUCCAGCCGUACACGAAGGAGAGUCAGGAGGAGAGGGAAGCGCGAGUCAAAGUCGCGAAAGAAGAGGCCACCGAGGCUGAGGAAUAUGCCAAGGAACUCGGCGUGCACGACAAUCUGUUUGGCAACAAGAAGGGGAAGAAGAAGGGCGGCAAGAAAGGACCGUCCGAACACGAUCUGGCAGCCCUCAUCCAGCGCAACCAGCAGGGCCGAGGCGAUUUCCUGGACAACCUGGCAGCCAAGUACGGUGCGACGCCGGCGCCUAAGAAGGGGAAGAAGCGCGGCGCGGUGGACGACGGAGAGCCUUCAGAGGAAGCCUUCCAGGCUGCUGCUUCCAGACUUAAGAAGAAGGGCAAGAAGUGA
Messenger RNA from Anthostomella pinea, 888 nucleotides. NCBI's taxonomy places the organism in Eukaryota, Fungi, Ascomycota, Sordariomycetes, Xylariales, Xylariaceae. The record is from the annotation of a GenBank genome assembly.